This is a messenger RNA of Fusarium verticillioides 7600, 2118 nucleotides long. RefSeq lists its product as hypothetical. The record is from RefSeq and is a predicted model, not a curated record. Bases 1 to 2118 code for a protein of 705 amino acids. NCBI's taxonomy places the organism in Eukaryota, Fungi, Ascomycota, Sordariomycetes, Hypocreales, Nectriaceae. The transcript has 3 exons.
AUGGAUCCUUUUACUGCUAUCGGCCUGGCUGGCAACAUUUUGACUUUUAUCGACAUCGGACUCAAAUUCGUAAGCCAAACCAAGGGGAUUUAUGACUCCCAAUCCAACAGCACCGCCGAAAAUGAUAACCUCAGCAUCAUGGCAACGCGAUUCACCUCAGCCAUGAGCGAAAUGCAAGGCAAAUUACCAAAUGGGAAUCUGAGCAAGGAUGAAAUAGCUUUGAAUGCACUCGUUGAAGAAUGCAGCAACAUCUCAGGCGAGCUUCAGAACCUCCUUGCAGAGUUGAAGGCCAAGAAGCCGAAGUCAAAACGAAGUAGCAUGAAGGCAGCGUUUCGCGACUGGAGAAAGAAGCCAGAGAAGGAUGAUCUUCAUAAGAGACUUGAAAGUUCCCGCCAGCAACUUGACUUGCUGCUGACGACAAUGACAAGAUUCGAAUCUCUGGAGCGACUCAACCAGUUGGUAGAAUAUGGCCAGACCAACGAAGUUGAAAUCACCUCUCUUCGCCGGAACAUAGAUGCCCUUCGCUCUGGCCUACGGGUCAAGAUCCUCAGCCCCGAGGCCCUGGAACAGAUCCGAGAUGUGGUCAGUCUGUCAGACCGUGCGACUUUGAAGGUGCGGGAGAGUUGCAUCCUUACUGCCUUGCGGUUCGAGUUGAUGAAUGAGAGAUAUGAUGACGUGGCCGAGGCCCAUGAUAAGACAUUCGAGUGGAUAUUUGACUCAUCCGAUGAGAACUUCAUCAACUGGAUCAAACACGGCAAUGGCAUCUUCCACAUCUCUGGAAAGCCAGGCUCAGGAAAAUCGACUUUGAUGAAGUAUCUCUGUCAUCGAGAGGAAACCAAGCAGUAUCUCGAUAUCUGGGCUGCAGACAAGUCGCUUGUUUUUGGCAAAUUCUUCUUUUGGAAUCCGGGCACAACGCUACAGAAGAGUUUGAGGGGUCUGAUUCGAGGCCUUCUCCAUUCGAUUCUCUCCAAUGCUCCAGAGCUUAUUCCUCUCGCCUUUCCCAAGCAUUGGGAUGCCACCCUCAGUAAGGUCGCAGUCACGUUUGAUUCCUCCGAUGAUAUUAUGCUCGCCUUUACCGAUCUGAUUCGCCGCGAUGCGGUCUAUCACAACCACAAGCUUGUCUUCUUCAUUGAUGGCUUGGAUGAGUUCCAAGGAGACCAUGCGACACUCCUUAAGGAACUCAUGCGAUGGAUAUCAACACGGCCUACAGGUGUGAAGAUCUGCGUGUCGAGCCGAGAGUGGCCCAUCUUCCAAGAGGCAUUCAAGACAUUUCCAAGUUUCCGCUUGCACGAUCUGACACGAUCUGACAUGUCAAGAAUUGUGCGAGACAGACUGACGAAUAACAAGCUUUACUUCAAGAUGGCAGGCCCGGACGAGCUGGCAUAUUUUGAGUCCGAUCUUGUGGAUAAAUCGGAGGGUGUCUUUUUGUGGCUCAAGCUGAUCUUGCACGGUAUCGAGGACGGCCUCCUCAGUGGAGAUAGGCUGCCACAGUUGGAGAACAAAGUCAACGCCCUUCCCACCGAGUUGGAUGACCUAUUUCAACACCUCCUGAACUCUAUUCAUCCAUGUGAUCGAAAGGAGGCAUACUUGAUGCUGGCAGUCGCCCUCGAAUGCCCCCCGGAAUCCGAUUGGCCCAUCUUCCGCAUAUCCUUUCUGGAAGAGUACAUAGAGAAUCGUGAUUUCGCUCUCAGUCAACAAAUAGAGCAACUCGAUGAUGACCAAAUAACGGACCGCUUGGAGCGAACCCGGAAGAAGAUCUAUGGCAAAUGCAAAGGGCUCCUCGAGAUACAGUUGGUGCAUCUUUAUGAGUGGCACCAGAUCUAUCGAACCAAGAUCGACCAAACCCUGAAAGAGUCCGUCAAAUUCACGCACCGAUCGAUCAUUGAAUUUCUUAAAAGCGACCAGACUAGGCAAAAACUGGCCGCCGACUUAAGAGGCCUCGAUAUAUUUGAUGCCAUGUGUCAGACAUUUCUGGCGCAUAUCCAAGCUGCCAAAAUCAACGAAUAUUACUACCAGGACCGCCAUGGAGCAACCAGUUCAUUGGAAAGUCAUUUGUCGAGUAUAUGUUUCAAGGAACGAGGCUACAGACUCAGCGAGAUCCACGGCAUUCCUGAAUAA